Messenger RNA from Stylonychia lemnae, 2388 nucleotides. NCBI's taxonomy places the organism in Eukaryota, Ciliophora, Spirotrichea, Sporadotrichida, Oxytrichidae. The record is from the annotation of a GenBank genome assembly.
AUGAAUUCAAAUUCAUUGUUCUAGCAAAUCUAGAAUCUAGAUCAAAACAUAUCUUCGUUCAACUUUGUUAUUCAAAGCUUUCAAGAUAAUGACUAGCAAAUAAUACUUGAGGAUAUUCUGGAAAAGCUAAACUUCAUUCUAGCCCAGGAAAAGACAUUAUUUUAUGAGUUUGAGAGAUAGGUUUCAUCUAAAGUUGAUAGAAUUGAAUUCAGUUAAAUCGUACAACAGAAAGCAAACUAAUCUGACGUCCAAAAAAUAUUAUUUGAGAUAUUGAACUGCAAUAACCUCUCUGCUAGUUAAAAGAUCCAAAAUUUCCUUGAGAAUUCAAUACCGCAUGAUCAGGAAUCAACAGAGAAUAUCCCACCAUCAAACCCAAGUUAUCAUUAGUAGUAGCAGCAGCACAAACACAAACCAUCAUAGGUUUCAUAUGAUCAUCAAUAUUCCUAUUAAAACACUAUUGAUAGAGCUAAUGACUCUCCCUCUCACAAAAUAAACUGUGAUUAGUGCUUUGUAGACAAUACUAAAUAUCCACAACCAAAUAAUUAGAGAAAUCCCUAAUUUGUUCUAAGACAAGCCUUUAGCAGCUUAUCUGAAACAAUGCCCAAUAAUAAAGAAAAUUAAGCAACUUAUUAGGGAACUUAAUAGAUAAAUCACUCGCUAACUGAUGUAUAAAAACUAAGUCAGAAGAUUGAUGAUAUUUAUCAAAGUCUCUGCGCUUGCAUUCAAAAUCAUUGUGCCUCUAAAGAUGAUCUACUUUAAGUGUAACAGCAAAUUGACGCUAAAGUCAACAAAGAGGAUUUAGAGAUCGCUUUACUUCAAAAAGCAAAUAAGCAAUCAGUUGCUAAUGCUCUCCAAAGAAAAGCUAAUAAGCAAGAUUUAUCUUAGCUAGAGUAAAGAAUUGGAGAAUAAGGAGUGUCUGACGGAGAUAGAAAAGCCAUUGAUCAGAAAUUUGACGAAAUCAAAUAACAAAUUGAAAGAUAAAAGGAUUCUUACAUUGAUUUAUUGCAAAAUGAGAUCAUGAUUCUUAAGAAUGAAACAGAGGGAUCUCUUAAAAAAAGUAUCGGCAAAGAGCUAGGCAAAAUCAACCAGGAAAUUUCAGUAAUCUAGGACAGCUUUCAAAAGUAUUUCUCUUAAAUUAAGGAUAAUCAAGAAAACACUGAGAGGAAAAAUGAUGAAUCAUAUAGAAGUACUCAGCAGAGGCUAGAAUUGAUUUAAGAGUAGUUGAAUAAAGAACUUAACAGUUUUAAAAGGCAAAACAAAGACUCUAAAAAGCUUGAUAAGAUUAAUGACUUUGAAAGAAAUAUCAAAGCUUAACUUGACGAGUUAAAUGACAUGAUAAAGAGUACCUAUAAGGAGAUUAAUAUCCUCAAAGAUGAUGGUCUCAGAAUGAGUGAUCUAGUCAAAUCAAGAUUUGAAGAAAACGAGAAGAUAGUCAAAUUCAACAUUGAUACCUUGUCGGCUGAGAUGGUGAAACUUAGCAAAGAAACAUACUAUGAAUUCGAUCAAAUUGAUAGAGAGAUGCAAAAGCUAAAAUACUAAUUGACUUAAGAUUCAAAGGGAAACUUGCUUUAAAUAAAUGACGUUGAGAACUUCAGAUUAGAUGUGAGAGAACUCAAGAUAAAGCUGGAGAAACUAAAUGACGAGGUAUCUUAAAAGUCAAAUAUUACAGAUGUAUGUGCCCUUGUAGACUUAAAAGCAAACUCAGAGGAUGUUGACAAAAACCUAGAUCAAAUCUUUAAGGAGAUCAAAUAUAAUUGUGCAACUACAACUUCUCUUGACUAAAUCAUGGCAGAUUAAAAGUUCAUCAAUGAAUCUCUUUGCGCUUUAAAUUGCAUCGGAAAGUGGGUAUGGCAUGGCGGCUUUACUAGUGGAGGUACGCUAGGUAGAUAAGCUUUCAGCGCAACAAAAAACUCAUUUAAAAUGUCCGCUUUUGAAAGAGUCUAAGCUACUGAUGGAACUGGAUAGAAUGGAUAUGUUGACUUUGUUAAAUGGCAAAGAGAGAUCAUCAAUACUUGCCCUGAUAACUUUGAACUAUCAAAGUACGAUGAUGAUUCAAGCGCUCUAAUAGUGCACACUAAUGGAAUCUAUGAAAUAUUAUUCACAUUCUUUGUGCCUUCUGAAUCUCAUAAGCCCUCAGUUUAGCUGAGAAUAAACGGCAAACCAGUUCUUAGCACCAUAGAUACUUCGCAAUCAGUUAUCUAUCAUUAAGACUCCUUAAGACACAUUUCCACUACAACUUACUUGCAUAUUAGCGCCAAGUCUAAAGUUCAAAUAUGCUUAUCGAACUCCAACCUGUUUAAUCAUCAUGCAACACAGCAAUUGUCUAAUAUGGAAUACUAAUUCUCCCCUGAAUCAGCAAAGGGAUUCAUCUCCCUUAGAAAACUCUGA